AUGGGGCUCAAGAUCAGAACCUCUUUUUUUGUGCUGGGAAGGAUUGUAAGCUCAUCAAAGCCAUUUCCAACCUAUGGAUUCCAUUCUCGACUUUUCAGUACCAACAAUACUCCAAAAACCUCGAAACCUCUGAGAAUUUUAUUUUGUGGUUCCGACGAUUUUAGUUGCGAAUCUCUUCGUUCUUUAGUGGCAGAACAACAAUCGGAUCCAAAAGGAAUCGCUUCUAUCGACGUUCUCAUUCGACCAGGUAAAAGGUUCGGAAGAGGCUUGAGGGAAACUCGUGAAGUCCCGCUGAGGGAAGUGGCCGAAGAGUUGAAUCUUCCUAUACAUGAGAGAGAUACAUUCACCGGAUGGGAUUUGCCAAAACCAAAUGGAGAAUCAAUCAACCUCAUUGUAGCUGUUUCGUUUGGUCUGUUUGUACCACCACGUAUCCUCAACAGUGCUGAAUAUGGUGGAAUCAACGUUCAUCCUUCCCUGUUGCCACAAUACCGAGGAUCUGCUCCAAUCCAUCAUGCAAUUAUAAACGGAGACACAAUUACUGGUGUCACACUUCAAACUUUGGAUCCUCAUAAGUUUGACCAUGGCACUAUUCUCAGUCAAGAAGGUUUCCCUAUUCCACAACCAAGAACAAUAAAUUAUCAAGGCCUUUUGGACUUUGUCACACCAAAGGCCGCGGAUUUGCUCGCAAAGGGUGUUAGAAAUCGAGUCUUCGUAAACCCAGAGUCGGAUCAAGCGAUCAAGCCUGCGCCCAAGAUUAGCCCUGUUGCUAGAUACAUUAACUGGGAAGAAGGGUUAUCUGCCGACGUCGAACGGAGACACCGGGCACUUGGUAGACUUUGGUGUUAUACACGUACUUGGUGGUCAGGCAAGAAUAAAAAAAGGACAAUCUUCCAUGAUUUCGAGGUUGUACCACUACCAAAACAAUCUGUGGUGAUCCCAGAACGGGUAUAUAAUUUAUUCCCAUCGUGGGAAUAUUUCUGCACUCCUGUCUAUGCAGAUCCUACUCAUCCAGGAUCUAUCAUCAUUCCAACUGUACAAAAUGGAGUGGGGCUCCGAGUCAAACAAAUUCUCGUAGAAGGUCAGGUGGUCGGUUCGGCCAUUGAUGUUGUGCAUAAAGUAUCGGGUUUCACCAAAGACCCAAAUGAUGAUGCUUCUAUGUUCAUGUCUGUAGCAUUGACGGAUAUAUCGGAGGAUGGUCAGCCAGUUCUGCGUGAAGGUAAAGGCGUUGAGUAUGCAGCGAAACACCUCCUUCCAACCAAGACGUUAAAAAUCAACCGGGCGCGCCUUAUUGAUCCCAUCCCCAAGAAUUGA
Molecule: messenger RNA, 1311 nt
Organism: Sclerotinia sclerotiorum 1980 UF-70
Lineage: Eukaryota; Fungi; Ascomycota; Leotiomycetes; Helotiales; Sclerotiniaceae
Exons: 4
Coding region: 1-1311 (436 amino acids)
Biological process (GO): conversion of methionyl-tRNA to N-formyl-methionyl-tRNA; biosynthetic process
Cellular component (GO): mitochondrion
Molecular function (GO): methionyl-tRNA formyltransferase activity
Source: RefSeq, a predicted model, not a curated record